GAAACCUCGACGCCGCCGUCCCAUGCACGCGAGCCGCAUUCUGCAGCCUAACGCCGCACCGCGAGAAUUGUUGCUUCGCUGGGCACGUACGUACGACGUCUCGCCACCCUCUCUCUUUCUCUCUCUCCCUCUCUUCCUCUCUUUUGCUCACAUCCCGUCCUGUGCCACUUCAAUGUCAGUCGCACACCGCCGCUACCCCGUCGCACCGAGCAAGAGAACGGAGGAGUAUAGCUACAUCCACGUCACUAUCCGCGCAGUGUUUGACAGCUACUCACCCGCCAUGCACGGAAACACAGCAGCAAUAGUAGGUCGUAACGGCAACAACCACGGAAAUCCCCACACCAGCAGCAACUCCAGCAGGCAGCAGAAGAAGAAGCGCAGCGUACCCGGCGCGCAUGGCCACCACAGCCCCUGCCCACCUACAUGCCUACACACAGCCAAGUCCCUCGUCACCCCCCUCUUCUCACCACCGCUCCUCCAGGCCCAGCCCUCCUCCUUAACCACCCCGUCCGUCUCCCUCCGCCCACGCACGUUGCGCCCACACCAACCCCGCCUAGCUCUCAGCGCACAAACGCACGCCUCCGCGUCGCGCCCACCGCCCGCGUGCAACGGCGCAAUCGCCACACAUGCACCACCACCACCACCACCAGCACGGCCGACGACUGCGCCCGGCCAGCAGAAGCAGUGCGUGCGUGCGUGUGUGCGUGUGUGUGUGCGCUGCUGAGAGCCAGCUGGCUAGCUAGCUAGCGAGGUGGGAAGGUGUGGCGGCGGCGGCGGCUGUGCGACCGCCGACGGACGGGGCGGGGACGGACUUGCUGCGCGAUUUGGGCGGGCGGGCUUGCUUGCUUGCUUGCUUGCGUGUGUGUGCACAAGCUGGGUGCGUAAGUGGGUGCUUGAGAGUCAGUGGAUG
Aplosporella prunicola CBS 121167 is the source of this 910-nucleotide messenger RNA. RefSeq lists its product as uncharacterized. The transcript has a single exon. NCBI's taxonomy places the organism in Eukaryota, Fungi, Ascomycota, Dothideomycetes, Botryosphaeriales, Aplosporellaceae. The record is from RefSeq and is a predicted model, not a curated record. The coding region runs from base 173 to 724 and encodes 183 amino acids.